Molecule: messenger RNA, 1967 nt
Organism: Olea europaea var. sylvestris
Lineage: Eukaryota; Viridiplantae; Streptophyta; Magnoliopsida; Lamiales; Oleaceae
Product: probable transcription factor KAN2
Exons: 6
Coding region: 357-1517 (386 amino acids)
Biological process (GO): abaxial cell fate specification; regulation of DNA-templated transcription
Cellular component (GO): nucleus
Molecular function (GO): transcription cis-regulatory region binding
Source: RefSeq, a predicted model, not a curated record
CACCCCGAAAAGCCCAACCCCCUCUACCCCCACCUUCUCUUCUCCUCAAGUGUCACUUUCUUGCAUAUACUUCACACAAACGAAAAACCAUUCACUUCAUAGCUUGUCAUUUCUUCUUUCUCUUUCAAUCGCAAAUCUGCAACUACUCCUCACAAUUUGAUCAUCAAAUCCCAUCUGAAGAAAACCCCAGAAAAUCUGUCUCUCUUUUCUUGUCUCUCUCCCGGAAAUUUAGCAUCCAAUCUCUGCUUUUGUCCUCCCAACAAGGCCUUUUCUAAUCCUUCUGCAACCCUAAGAGUGGUGGUUAAAGAAGAAGGGGAGAUAGAAACUUUUCCGAGCUGGACCUGGGAUUGUAUGAUAUGGAGUUAUUUCCAGCACAACCAGACCUCUCUCUACAAAUCAGCCUCCCAAAUAGCAAACCCUCAUCAGGUUGGAGAAGAAGAGAGGAUGAAAUGGAUUUGGGAUUCUGGAAGAGAGCUCUAGAUUCUAGAUACUCAACCUCUUCAUUGGCUAAGCCUGAAAACAGUUUUGAGCUUUCGUUAUCAAAUCAAAGUGUUUCGGAACCUGAUUUUAACCAUAUUCACCUUCUUCAAAACAAUACAAACAAUUUCAUCCACCAGUUUCCACAGCAACAUCAGCAGCACCUCCGUCCUCAGCCCUUCCACCACCACCACCAAAACCAUCAGGGGUUAAGCCCGGAGCUCGGUUUCUUGAGGCCCAUAAGAGGAAUUCCAGUUUACCAAAACCCUCCGGCCUUCACAUUUGCUCAUGAGCAAAAUUUAGAUGCAUCUGUACCUUCUACUCCUAAUAGUACUGUUUCAAGCAGACCUUUUCAGCCUCAAAGCCUAAUGAGAUCAAGGUUUUUUUCGAGGUUCCCAGCCAAACGUAGCAUGAGGGCACCUCGGAUGAGGUGGACUACUACCCUCCAUUCCCGUUUUGUUCAUGCUGUUGAGCUCUUGGGUGGCCAUGAAAGAGCUACACCCAAGUCAGUUCUUGAGCUCAUGGACGUUAAAGAUCUCACUUUGGCACAUGUUAAGUCCCAUUUACAGAUGUACAGAACGGUGAAAUCAACUGAUAGAGUAGCAGCUACUUCGGGACAAUUGGAUGUGUUUGAAAACGGGUCAAAUCAUGCAUACUCAAGUCUACCUUAUCAAAAUACAAUCAGCGUAGAGCCACGAGUCCAUUGUAGGACUAGUUAUAAUGCGAUUACUUUGGAUUACGUUUUUCCAUUAGUCAAAAAAGUAGAUUUCAUAGAAAUAUUCUCACAUUUCACACACUUGGUGUGUGUACAUAACACCCCUCUCACCGCACCCCCACGCACCCACCCACAUACAAAUAUACAUAUAUACACAUACAUACAGAAACGUGUAUUCAUAUGUGUGUAUAAUGAUGGUGAACAACAGGACAUGGAACCAAAGUGCUUAAGCUAUGACAGAGUAUCUGAAAUGAGCUCAUCAAGCCUCUCAGAGACAAGCAUCAAAGAGCCCAAUUUGGAAUUCACUCUGGGGAGGGCACAGUGAAAUCUACUCAUUUUGAAAUCAUUAUAAUCCGUGACGGGAGCUGGUGAAGAGAAUCAGGUACCCACUGAGGAAAAUAAGAGGGAAAAAGGAAAGGAAAAGUGAGGAAAAGGAAAAGGAAAAGGAAUGAGAGAGUUAAAGAAAGACAAGGAGACAGGAAAGACAGAAAGCAACAAAAGGAGAAAGGGCCCUUACUGUCAAAGUUAAGCUAUGAAAAUUCAAUCAAUCAACAUAUUAUAUUCCUUCGUAAAUAUGGAAUAUCUAAUUGAUUUUAUAUGUACUGUUAUAUGCACUUUGAAUGAGAAAAGAGAGGGAUGAAAAAGUUUGAGAGAAUUAGAGGUUUUUAACAAUCAUUAAGAUGUAUCCUUGGUAAUUGUAUGAUGCACUUUAUAAUUUAUAUGUCUCCCAAAAUAUAUUAUAGUCUAUAUAUGAUGCGGGCCGUGCAGUUAUUUC